Messenger RNA from Alosa alosa (allis shad), 2030 nucleotides. RefSeq lists its product as uncharacterized. Bases 2 to 1720 code for a protein of 572 amino acids. The record is from RefSeq and is a predicted model, not a curated record. The transcript has 5 exons. Lineage: Eukaryota; Metazoa; Chordata; Actinopteri; Clupeiformes; Clupeidae.
AAUGGAUUCUCAUGAAGAAGCAACGGCACCGGAGGAGAGUCUUAAUGCUUCUCCAUCUGCAGUUCAGCCAGCCUCCUCAGAGCCCAUAGCAACAGAGGCUCACAUGGGCGUCCAUCAGCUGUCCACUUCCAGGAUCCAGAUGGAGAUGUUGUCAUUGCGUGACUACAUUAUGGAUCUCAGUAAAGAGGAAUGGGAUUCAUUUUCUGAUGCUAUGAUCAACCCUGUGACAAAGGCACAUUUUCUUGAAGUGUGCUUGAUCGUAGCUAAACAUGUUACUUUGAGUGCACUUAAAGUCAUCAUGCCAAGCCUUGCCAGGUGGAUAGGAGAGGACCCAGAAUUUUUGAUGACACCAGACCAGAGCCAUGGCUAUGUAAAUGUCAUCGGUACUAGGCCAAAAAAUCCAUCAAUAACCUACAUUGAAGAUGAUCAGGAUGUUAUCGAACUUAAUAAGGGGGUCCUUACCAAGGUCAUCCCUAAAGCAGGUAGCAGGUCAUCUCUAAGAUCCUGUGAUGAGCCACUCAUGAGCUCACACAGUUCUUCUGGAAAGAGGUCCAGCACCUUCCUGCAAAUUACUUCAUUGCCCCAGCAUGGAAUCACAAAGGAACAUAUCCUGCACAAUGUCCAGAGGAGUCUUACCAAAUUGAAUGAUGCUGGCUUGACUCCAGAUUCAGAAGAAUGGAUUGACGCCAUUGUGACAGAAGUCACACAAACAAUACAUUCCACCUUUUCCAAGACCAGGCCAGACUUGCAAAACUCAUCAAGAUUUGCACUUUCACUUCAAAAGAUCAAAAGCAUUGAACUGAUGAAAAAUAUUUCUUUGAAGUUGAAAACAUAUAUAUCUCAACAACACAAACCCUCUAAAAAACAGCCUUCUUCUCUUGUGGAAGACGUUGAAAACAAUUCCAUUUUGGUUUCAACUACUGCAGAGGCAAUGACUACCAUCAUACAGGAAAUGGAAAGAUGUUUGGAUGGAAUUGACAGAACCCAUCCUACUAAAAAACUACUUACGACUAUGAAGAGGGCUGUUAAAAUGCUGGCUUGCCAAAGUGUUUCUUCGAAGGAUAUCCCUGCUUUUGGUACUCAUGAUACCGAUGACCUUGGUGAGCUCAACGUUUCUAAGAAAGAAAAGCUUGGCCAGAAUUCAGGUCAAGGUUCAGGCAUUACAUUCAGGCUCUCAAGUGACCAAUUCCGCGCAAAGGCAAAGAAGGCUAUCAGUGAUGUUCUCACUGAAAAGGUCAAACUAGUGCAUUCCACGUCUUCAGCUGGACCUUGUUUUCCAGAGAGUAACAUCAUUAUGGAAGACAAGGAUCUUUCCUCUAGCUGCUCUCCUCAUCCAGUUCACUCUGUUGGUUCUGUGAUCGUCAACGCAUUUGUGGAGGAGAUAACAUCUAUAAUAGAAUCCACUGAAUGUGCAAGAGAAUCACUUACAAAUGAGGAAACAGCUAGUGACACCCAAUUCGGUGAGCCCUCGGCGGUACCAAUUACUCUAAAAAAUCAGACUGUUGAAGCGGCCAAAGGGCUUUACAACAAAGUCCAACGAAAGAUCGGGGAGUUUUUCAAGAACCCACUGAUUCUGUGGCGCAAAAGCAUGCUUUUCCUGCUCAGAACCGUCAGUACUCUGGUGUUCAACCAACCAGUACUUGCAGCGAGCAGCUUCAGCCCCAUACCAGGCCAUUUCUCAGAAAGACACAUAGUGAUGGCACACAUAGUGUGGCUUUAGGUGAAUUUAAUUUGACCCAGACUCAGAUUGAUGAAUGCACGAAAGAAGCCUUGAAAGGGAUCCUUACCACCUUUUGUCUGAGUCAGAGGAACCAUCUUUAUUCUUAAGCACAUCGGCUGACACGUUUGUGGAAAAUGUCAUUUUCCAACUGGAUGAUCUGAUCUCUUCAACCUCUUUAAUGACCUUAGAGAACAGCAGUGACCAAUCCAACAAGAACUUGUUUGAGAAUGUCACAAGGGCCUCUGAUUCAACAUCCAGAAAGUCUUCUUUCCUGGCAUGUCUUCAAAAAAUGUCUAUCAAAGGGUUUCAA